UUCUCAAAUGCAUUACUACAACCAAAUUGCAUUUUGUGAAUCAAAUAAUUGCGUUCGUACAACGCUACAAGUGAUUAAAAUUGAAUUAAUAUCGUUGACUGCAAAGUAACUUCGAUAGGAUCUGUGCUUUUCUAAUAUGUACUACAGUCUAUGUGCCGCCUUUGAUGUGUUUUCUUUUUACAUUGUAAAAAUUGUACUUUUAUAAACAACAUUAAUAACAAGGAUUGCAGCUGUGGAAUUUUUAUUUUCGUGCAAUUGCGUCGUAUUCUGCAUUGACCAAAAACGAUGAACACUUCCUCUGGAAGCACUCGAGGGCCGAGCGCCAGUAGCGUUAAAGAACCCAGCAAGCGGUUCUCGAUUCACGAUGCAUUUGAAGAAGAAACCGAUGAAGUAAUCAAAGUGUAUGGCUCAACCGUCAUAUCAACACCAAUGCGGGCAAAGGUCAGAUCCCCAGACGAUAUCGCAAUUCGUAUUCAUCACGAUCAAAGGACGCUAAAGUACACCGAUGAUACCACCUCUAGGGAUAGCGAUUCACUAAUACAGGAGUAUGGCAACCUAUCAUCGAACGACACCGAUACCUACUGCUGGCGGCAUCCGAAAGUAAGAGAAAACUGGAGAACUGUCCUAGCCGCCGCCACUCUGCUGGUCAUUGGAACCGGUCUAAUAGCAAUGGGAGCGUACGCAAUUGCCGAACCACAUAACGGUUCCCAAGCGGCCGUAUUCUUCGUGGCUGGUUUCAUAUGCUUCGUUCCCGGAGCCUACCACGUUGUGUACAUCUGGCUGGCAGCUCGUGGCUAUCGUGGAUUCGAUUUCUAUCAUCUGCCUCUUUUCACCUAAGUGAAAAACUAAACGCUUUUGCUUACGAUGGUUACGAUGGUUUACACUUACAGUGCAUUAGAAGUUUUAUCAACACGAUUACACGAUUCCUAAUUUGUCAUCCUUUUCCGGCAAUAAGGAUUGUGACAGUUAGAAUGGUGACACGAAGAUUUAAUCAUAAUUAUGCGCAUUAUAAACAGUCCAAACGUAUCUAGAAAUAGGUAAGAAAUCGAAUUUAUUGUUAGGUUGUAAAUGAUAAAGGUUUUUUUCUUAAAAAUUGAACAAUCGCAUCUACAGAGACGAGCAUGUUUACCUAACACGAAUUACUGAAAUUUAUUUUUAAUUGAUCUGUCCCAUGAUAUUUAGAAUAUAUAUAUACUUAAUUUGAAGAAAUGUACAAAUGUGAUUUUUCGAAUUCAAUACGCAAUAAAUGGCAAGAUAUUUUGGCAGACCAGCUCAGCAUGUUUUGUAACAAUAACGACUUCAGAGACAGACUCGAAACGUAUCUAGUAACACAAAUAGGAAAUGGCUCACUGUUGGAAGUCAUGUAUCAUCCUGCGGGUACGAAAUUCUCGAUACUUAUCGUACAUGCAUACCAUUGAAGUAACUAGAAUAAACAUGUGGCAAUCGCCCUUGUUUAGGUACGUCGGAAGCAGAGGAAAGGUUUUGCGAGAACAUAGAACAUUAUUCACAAUAAAGUAAGUUACAUAAACUAUAAAUAAACGUUUUAUAAUACUUGAAACAAAUGAAAAAAUGUGGGCAUGUAGAGUGAAAAUGUACCACGUCGCAUGCAGUGACUUUGCACCAAAAACACAAGUUGUUGCGUUCGAUUCGAGGUUGCUUCCUGUCCCAGAAAUCUUUUUUUCUUCGCCAUAGACAAGGUAGACAUACGCUUGUGUCAUGAAAGGAUGUAGAUCUCGACAUUUUUGUUGGUCAUCCACGUGAUUUAUUGUUAAUUCUCGUAACGAUAAAACGAGGGUGGUAUUUUUAUUUAAAUCAUACUAAUUUAUCACUUAUCGUAAAACCUUGAACCAGAAAUAAUAAAAAUGUUAAUAUUAUUGACUGCUGUUCAAGACCUAACGCAAAACUUGUGUGUAGUCCAGUAGGCAAAAUAAAAACAGCAUUGAAAUUAGUGCCAUCGUGUUUUUUGAUACUUGGACUUUGAGUAAGCCAAUGAAACCGUUUUGUAAUGGAGUGAAUCGCCACUAGAUAAAACAAGAGAAAAUUAUGAACGUCACAUCUAGAAUACGCUCUAUGCACAGCAAAUGCCGUCACCAAGAAAAUAUGUAUUCCACAGAUCUACUCAGCUCAGUAUUGCUAUGGAAUAGGAUGAGACUGGAUACGCGAAUUUAUAGAAGCAGCUUAUGACUAAUAAUUAUUAUCGAUAUUAGAAUGAUACGAAGAAAAUAGAAGACCAGCACAGAAACCAAUAAAUCACGAACUUUUAUGCUUCUUUGUCAUAAUAUUAAAAACAAAUCGUCCCCGUAGAUCAUGACAUAGAGAUAGAUGUACCGCGUAGUGUAGACGAAAUUUGAAAUAAUGCUUCCAUGACUAUAAAUCAUCGCAACACGCCGACAACAUGCAAAUGAUAGUGGAAAGUUUAAGAAGCAAAUUAAACUGUAGCGUAGCUACAACUUUUUGAUUGAAAAGUAGUUUUACAUAAACAUAAUGCACCAACCAAUGUCGGCAAGUUUUCGGUUGUUAUAGUCAGCGCUCAACCCUGAGAGGUGUAAACUUUGAAUAGAGUAAAAAACUGAUAGCAAAUGAUAAUACUUACGAGCAUAAAGUUUUGAACUUGCUUGUGUUUCAUAUUUUAGGUAAUUCUAACGAAAAUUGAAUACAUGUGGAAAAUGCAAAAUUCUGGAGAUCUAAAUCAAUACAAAAAUCCUCUAUAUUUUGUAAAUGUGAACUUAUAUGAUUGUUUUUUUUUGCUGUAAGCUUCAUGUAGGUUAAAUCGAAGGUACGGCAAUUAUUUAAUUUAAGGCAUAUACAAUAAACAAUUUAU
This is a messenger RNA of Sabethes cyaneus, 2821 nucleotides long. Its product is annotated as transmembrane protein 134. NCBI's taxonomy places the organism in Eukaryota, Metazoa, Arthropoda, Insecta, Diptera, Culicidae. The coding region runs from base 286 to 837 and encodes 183 amino acids. The record is from RefSeq and is a predicted model, not a curated record. The transcript has 2 exons.